AUGAUUACGACUGAUCGAGGCGCGCAGUUUGAGUCCACACUUUUCCAAACUCUUCCCAACUUACUUGGUUGCACACGUAUCCGGACGACGGCCUACCACCCAGCUGCCAACGGCAUGGUUGAGCGUUUCCACCGCCAGUUAAAAACUGCACUGCGUGCCGCAGAAGAUCCCGAAAACUGGUCAGACAAUGUACCCGUUGCACUUCUUGGCAUUCGUGCGACACUGAAGUCAGACUUGGACUGCAGCGCAGCCGAAUUGGUUUUCGGCACUACCCUCCGACUCCCUGGUGAGAUGGUCACCCCAACCUCUCGUGGUGCCGAAGAGACCCCCGAAAAUUUUGUGCAUCGUCUGCGACAAUUCAUGCGCUCGCUUUCCCCGGUUCCACCUCGAGCUCCAUCGACCGAGCCUUAUGUUGAAAAAGGCUUAGCCAACUGCACCCAUGUGUUCGUUCGGUGUAAUCGUGUGCGGAAGCCGUUAGAAUCACCAUACGAAGGACCGUUCCGUGUGCUUGCACGUAACAGCAAGACCUUUCGGAUCCUGCGAAGUGACAAAGAGGACGUAGUCAGCAUCGACCGGGUCAAGGCUGCUGUUGCAGAGGAGCCCUCGGACGUGUCUCAAGGACAAGAAUGUGCUGGCCCCAUACCUCCUCCCACUCCUUUUCGACUUUCCCCACCUAUCCCUCCGUCCCGUAUACUUCCUCUUCCUUCUUGUUCGCAGCAUCAAACUGCAACCUCUUCCUCCACCCUUAACUUGUCCACUACAACACCUACUCAGCUGCCUCCAACAGUGCCUCCUGCAUAUAUCACCCGCAGUGGACGUCACGUUCACUUUCCCGAUCGUCUAGUUACUCAUUUCUCCUAG
This is a messenger RNA of Spirometra erinaceieuropaei, 861 nucleotides long. Lineage: Eukaryota; Metazoa; Platyhelminthes; Cestoda; Diphyllobothriidea; Diphyllobothriidae. The record is from the annotation of a GenBank genome assembly.